Messenger RNA from Pieris napi, 3204 nucleotides. RefSeq names its product probable E3 ubiquitin-protein ligase RNF144A. Gene Ontology annotation, molecular function: zinc ion binding; ubiquitin protein ligase activity; ubiquitin conjugating enzyme binding. The record is from RefSeq and is a predicted model, not a curated record. The coding region runs from base 693 to 2609 and encodes 638 amino acids. The transcript has 12 exons. Gene Ontology annotation, biological process: protein polyubiquitination; positive regulation of proteasomal ubiquitin-dependent protein catabolic process; ubiquitin-dependent protein catabolic process. Gene Ontology annotation, cellular component: ubiquitin ligase complex; cytoplasm. Lineage: Eukaryota; Metazoa; Arthropoda; Insecta; Lepidoptera; Pieridae.
ACUUCAUAGUCUAUGUGUCAAUUUCGCAUAGUUUCUAAAAAGGAUUAAUUUAAAACUGCUUCUUAAAAAUUUUGGUUUUCUAUUUGUAAAUGCUAUAAAUUGUUACCUGCAAAAUCUAUAGUUAAAUAAUAAUCAUUCAGAGUGAAAUUAAGUAAUAAUUAUAUUAUACGGAUUCCGAUAUAUGUAGAUGUACUUGCCAUAGCAUAAAGGCUCAGUCAGAAUUCAGAUACGUCUUGUUUCUUGCAGUGGUCAGUGCAGUGUUUUGCUAGCGAGCAAUAACUUGUUGGCGUGUGGAAGUUUGUGAUUCAGAGCUAGUGUAGACACGCUCCUUUUUCAUGAAAUGAUUAUUUUAUUUGCUAAAACGAAUAAUAGAUUACAAUAAUAAACACAUUUUCAUCUUCAUAUUGCGAAGUUUUAGUCUCCUGACGUAGUGACAUAUCGUUUCACAAUUAGUACAGAUUCCACGGUGGAAUUUUGUGUACGUUGUGGAAAAACAUCCGUGAGGUGUAAUAAAGUGCACAGUGAAUUUGUGUAACAAAAUAGUGUUAUUUGUGCAGUGUAUGUGAAAUAUGCUUGGUUAUAGUCUACUAAUUGGAAGACAUUUGCAAGAAAGGGAAACGAUGCCGCUUCAAGUCAAUAUAGCAACAUAAUGGCGUAUUCACAAUCGCGGCAGUCUCGUAUCGCUGCCAACGAUGUUGCGACCGGAGUCCCCUCUCGCUGACCAUCGCAGCCUUCUGCCGCGUCGGCUGCUUCCGGUCAAGGCACAGAUAGCACCCGCCGACAAAAAGAAAAACCGCAGGUCUCUCGAACUUAACCCCCCGUCCGAUCACCCCACUUAUGACUAUCCGAAACUCCUCAUCUCAAAAACCACCGAUUCCCUCAACACAGAAUGCCCUCGCAAACACUUAAAUAAACAAGAUUCGACUGAUAGCUUAAAGAGGGCGCUUCUCGCCAAAGAGGACAAAAAGCUCAAGGACGACAAGAAAGUCGCGAAGCAGGAUUCGAGUGAAAGCCUCAAGAAGGCGCUGCUUUGCAAGCAGGACUCCAAUGAUAGUCAGAAGCGAGUGGAAGUCGAUGUUAAAUGGACGCAAAAGGAGGAAAAGCGGGAGGUGAAGCGGGGUAGCGAUAAGAAGGGGUUGCUAGAGACUGAUAUAGAUGAUACUUACAAACGGAUUUAUGAAAGGAGAACGGGAUGUGCCCGGCCCACGUUACCGCCCGUGGCAGAGAAAGGGGUAUCUCCAAAAUCCCCUAAUGGGAGUCCAAUCACUCCUGGGGUGGCGGCGGUGGCUGAAGGUGUAGUUCGGUGGGGGAGUGGGCUCCUAUCACCAAAGGAAGAACCAAGACUUCGGCCGGCCAGGAGCUGGUACGGCUAUGGGACUCUACCGUCAGAUAGUGAUAAGAUGGGAGCAGGUGCGAAUGGACCAGGCGGUCGUCGCGCAUUGGAGCUCAUCUUGAGCGGUGGUCUGAAGUCUUUGGCUAGACAAAACAAACCAGUUCGAAGAGCAGCUUCAAGGGAUUCGGUGUUGUCCCAGCCUCAGCCCUUGCUCGAAGGUCUAAGAAAGUGCUCGACAGUGCUGGCUCUGACAGACCGUGAAAAGGUCCCAGAGCCGAUAAGAGCUCAUAACAGACUGAGAGCUCCUUCCGUCUGCUCCCGAUGCUCAUCUCUUCUUUCAUUGGCUGGUGCUGGUGGAUCUAGGUAUUCACUGGAUGGCGCAGGCGGUGGUUUCGUCGCAGCAGCGCCGAUAAAUUGCAUGCUAUGUUUAGAAGACGCUACACCAGAUAAAGUUACUGUGAUAGCGGGUUGUGGCUGCUCUUUCUGCACGAAGUGUAUGAAGUCAUACGUGGAAUUUGAGGUAUGUAACGGCGCGUACGAGGUGUCAUGUCCCGACGCAAGGUGCAGCACCAGUGCAGCGCUAUCUAUCGACGAGAUAUCGAAACUUGUCAAUAGCAAUCUCCUGGAGAAACAUAUUAAGUUCCGGAUUAAUCAUGAAGUGGCAAUGGACGCGAUGCGUGCGUUCUGCCCGCGACCAGGCUGCGACACCAUAGUCCAAGUGCGCGCAGCCAGUCCAGCCCAUUGUCCCAACUGCAAACAUGACUUCUGCUCGCAGUGCAACCAGGAGUGGCAUGGCGGAAUUACAUGUGAAGCGGCGGCUGCAUCUUCAUCAAUGGGAGGCGCCGGUGCACCCUUACUUGCUGACUCUGAAUUGAUAAAACUCUGCCCAAUGUGCCGAGUCCCCAUCGAAAAGGACGAAGGCUGUGCCCAAAUGAUGUGCAAGAGAUGCAAACAUGUAUUUUGCUGGUAUUGUCUGGCCUCGUUAGAUGACGACUUCCUCCUGCGCCACUAUGACAAAGGGCCGUGUAAAAACAAACUGGGCCACUCCCGCGCAUCCGUUUUAUGGCAUCGCGCUCAGGUAGUGGGUAUAUUUGCUGGUUUCGGUUUGCUGUUGCUGGUUGCUAGUCCAUUGCUGCUGCUGGCUGCGCCGUGCAUUGUUUGCUGCAAAUGCAGAUUAUGCAAUCCAAACACAAAGAACUUAGAAGAGGUGGACGAAAUCGAAAGCAUCAGCCCCGGCCGAGAAGACGAGGACAGGACGCGGUAUCUCGCCGAAUGACGGUUUUAAACGAAUUAAUUAAAAAAUUUAAAACUACCCUCACUUUAAAAGACCAGUACAAGCAACUGCGGUUAAAUGUAUUUCUUGCGUGACUGCGGUUUUUUCCCACUAUUGUAAAACACAGAAAUAUUUAUUGUAUAUAUAGUACAUUUAUCAAUUACAUUAUAUACUAAAACCAUAAUCGUCUGCAUUUACGUAACAAAAAAUUUGCAUUAUUCUUUUUAUCUCGUGCUGUUUUUAUUAUUGUCACGUGGUAUUGCGGUUAACCGCUAGCGGGAAUAAAUCGGAGUGUCGCUUAAUUUGAAUAUGGCUACAAUAUUUUAGAAAGUGCUGUUUUAGUCAGUCGAUAUUGUGUCAGAAAAUGCGAUGGUAUAAAUUAUUUAUUAAGUAAGAUCUCGGUAAAAGAUGUACUUUACUAGUAGACAUACAAUUGUACAUAUGUAGAUUAUGUAAGAACCGAAAUCUAAUUUAGAUGAAUCAUCGAAAAGGCAUUUUAAAAAAUAAUUUAAGACGCAAGGUAACUUAAAAAAAAUCCUGAGAAAAUUAGUUAUGGUAGCAAAAUUAAGCCUAAUUUUGAAAGAAACAAAACUGCAUU